Nematolebias whitei (Rio pearlfish) is the source of this 2773-nucleotide messenger RNA. It is a transcript of the gene wdr36, whose product is annotated as WD repeat domain 36. The coding region runs from base 85 to 2739 and encodes 884 amino acids. Gene Ontology annotation, molecular function: protein binding. Gene Ontology annotation, cellular component: small-subunit processome; Pwp2p-containing subcomplex of 90S preribosome. Lineage: Eukaryota; Metazoa; Chordata; Actinopteri; Cyprinodontiformes; Rivulidae. The record is from RefSeq and is a predicted model, not a curated record. The transcript is spliced from 22 exons. Gene Ontology annotation, biological process: rRNA processing.
GUUUGUACUGCGCGGAUCUCCGGGCUUUUCUCUCUAUGCUUGUUUGAUUGUUUGUUGUUUGUUUGUUUGCGUUGAGCGGUAAACAUGCCGGGAGGCAGCAGUAGCCUGUUUUCCGGGUUCCGGGUUCUGGGCCUGUACUCGAACCACAUCCCGCACGCGCUCCGGUACCACCUGAAGCACCGGGAGUUCUACUUGGUAACGUCAGUGGGAAGGAGCUUCCACACGUUCAACGUGAGCCGGUUGGGGAUCGUUGCUGUCAGUAACAGCAUGUCAGAUGACAUCAGCUGCUUGGCAGCAGACAGGAUGUUGGUUUUUGCUGCCACCGGACGGACUGUCUGCGCCUUCGCCAGGAACAAAGAGGUGGUGAGGCAUUACCAUGGUCACCAACAGGAAGUGCGCCUACUGCUCCCACUAGGCGAUCAGCUCAUUUCUGCAGACAGCGGCGGUGAUGUCAUUGUGUGGGACGUCCAGGACGGAGACAUCUACCUGCGGCUGAACUUUGACCCGAACACCUUUGACGUCUCAGCCAUGAUGCACCCAAGCACCUACCUAAACAAGGUACUGCUGGGCAGCUCCCAGGGUGCACUGCAGCUGUGGAACAUUAAAACCAGUAAGCUGUUGUUCACGUUUCCUGGAUGGUUAGCGGGAGUCACCGCUCUGCAGCAGGCUCCUGCUGUGGAUGUGGUUGGUGUUGGCACGGCCACAGGACGCAUCAUCAUCCACAACAUCCGAUUGGACGAGACACUGAUGAGCUUCAAGCAAGACUGGGGACCAGUCAGCACGCUCGCUUUCAGGACAGACGGUCCACCCAUCGUGGCGUCCGGCAGUCCUCAAGGCCACAUUGCAUUCUGGGAUUUGGAACGCCGUCAGCUGGUAAACCAGCAGAGACACGCCCACAGAACAGCAGUUGCCGGGGCGACAUUCCUGCAUGGAGAGCCGCUAUUGGUCACCAAUGGAGCCGAUAACGCCAUCAAGGUGUGGAUAUUUGAUCAAGAAGGGGGCGGAGCUAGACUGCUGCGGUGUCGUCAAGGCCACAGUGCCCCUCCCACCACCAUUCGUCACCAUGGCAACGAUGGAAAGAACAUCCUGAGUGCAGGUCAGGACGGGACGCUGCAGUCCUUCUCCACCGUACACGAACGCUUCAACAAGAACCUGGGCCAUGGUUCCAUAAGUAAGAAGAAGGAGAAAAACAAGAAGAAGGGGCUUUCCUACAAGGAGCUGCGACUUCCUGCCAUCACGGCGUUCGCCUCAGCUGUCACUCGUCAGGCGGACUGGGAUGGUAUUGUGGCUUGUCAUCGGGGUCGCCUGUCGGUCACCACAUGGAACUACCAGCGGUGCACCAUGGGAGCUCAUCACCUGAAGCCCACAGGCACCAAAAGGGAUGCCAUCGCCACGGCUGUUGACAUCACUUCCUGUGGAAACUUCGCUGUGGUAGGCUCGUCUUGUGGCCGCGUGGACGUAUACAACCUGCAGUCUGGGCUGCACCGUGGUUGCUAUGGAGACAAUGAGAAAGCUCACAGCGGUGUGGUGCGAGGUGUCGCCACGGACACGCUGAACCAGCUGACCGUCACCUGCGGCUCUGAUUGGCUGUUGAAGUUUUGGCGCUUCAAGACGAAGAAACAAGAAGAAGAACUGAAGCUGACUGCGGCGCCGGCGAGCAUGAGGCUGCACAGAGACAGUGGGAUGGUUGCUGUGGCGCUAGACGACUUCACACUGGUUGUUGUCGACAUGGAAACCAGACGAGUUGUCAGGAAGUUUGCAGGUCACCAUGGCAACAUCACAGACAUGACCUUCAGCCCUGACGGCCGCUGGCUGGUUACUGUGGCGAUGGAUUGUACCAUCCGGACCUGGGACCUCCCGUCUGGAUGUCUGGUUGACUGUUUCCUGGUUGCCACGGCGCCGGUGGGCGUGUCCCUGUCACCGACUGGAGACUUCUUGGCGACGGCUCAUGUGGACAGCCUGGGCGUUUUCCUCUGGACCAAUAAGAGCCUGUGUGGGCCAGUGGGGCUCCGCCCUCUCACUGCUGAUUACCAACCAGCUGAGGAGGUGCUGCCUGGUGUCACUGCAGAGGAAGCAGAACAGGAAGCGACAUCAGAAGAGGUUGAUGAAUACCAGUCAGCUGAGCAGCUGGGGGCGGAGCUUGUGACCCUGUCGCUGCUGCCAGAGUCUCGAUGGAAAAGUUUGCUGUACCUGGACAAUAUCAAGAAGAGGAACAAACCUUUGGCCCCCCCUGCUGCCCCACCCACCGCUCCUUUCUUCCUGCCUACAGUUCCUGGUCUCACGCCUCGCUUUGAGUUGCCCCCGGCAACCAACACACAGUCCAAGGUGCUGGGCUGGGGGUCUCUGGCCCAGAGGUCAGAGUUCACUUCUGCCCUACUGUCAGCUCUGCAGUCCGGGUCCUUCGAUCAGCCGCUGCGCCUCCUGAAGGAUUGUGGGCCGGCAGCGCUCUCAGUGGAGUUCACCUGUCUGACAUCAGAGGGGGGUGGAGACGACAGCCUCUUGCUGGCCUUCAUUCAAAUGAUUGACAGCAUGCUGGCCAGUGGACGGGACUUCAACCUGGCUCAUGCUUACCUGGCACUCUUCCUGCAGCUCCAUCUGCAGACGCUGUCACAGGAUGCUGUUGUCAUGGCAGCAUUGCUCCGCCUCUCAUCCAGGCUUGAGGCAGGGUGGGCGGAUCUUCAAGCAUCUUUCAACCAAUCCUUGUGUUUGCUGUCUUACAUGAAAAGUGCACUGCUGUGACACGCGCGCGCGCGCACACACACACACACACACA